This is a messenger RNA of Saccharomyces paradoxus, 1587 nucleotides long. RefSeq names its product Mcx1p (gene MCX1). The coding region runs from base 1 to 1587 and encodes 528 amino acids. Lineage: Eukaryota; Fungi; Ascomycota; Saccharomycetes; Saccharomycetales; Saccharomycetaceae. Gene Ontology annotation, biological process: proteolysis; protein catabolic process. Gene Ontology annotation, molecular function: ATP hydrolysis activity; ATP binding. The record is from RefSeq and is a predicted model, not a curated record. The transcript has a single exon. Gene Ontology annotation, cellular component: mitochondrial matrix.
AUGCUCAUGUUGAAAUCUACAGGCCAAAACUUCUUUAGAGCCUAUUCUAGUAAAAUUGGGCGAUAUGCAGCUACUGCAUCAGGGAAAUUGGCACAGUCUCGUUUAUCGAAUAUACCAACUCCUAAAACACUGAAGAAAUUUCUUGAUGAGUAUAUUAUUGGUCAAGAUAUUGGUAAAAAGGUUUUAAGCGUAGCGGUUUAUAACCAUUAUUUGAGAAUUAAUGAUAAACAAAAGAAAGGAGAUUUAAAAAGACAGAAAGAAUUGAUGGAACUAGAAAGACUCACAAAUGAUAGGGAUGAACCAAUUUUCAGCGGGAACAGUGAAUCAAAAGCUGGUUGGAGGAAUCUUCAAAGACAAUUUAAUACAGCAGGCAGAGAGGUAGCCGAAGACUUAGAGUUAAGCAAAAGUAAUGUCCUUGUCGUUGGCCCUUCAGGCUCUGGUAAGACUUUAUUGGCAACGACAUUGGCAAAAAUAUUAAAUGUUCCCAUUGCAAUUACUGACUGUACACAAUUGACUCAAGCCGGUUAUAUAGGUGAAGAUGUUGAAGUAUGCAUUGAAAGGUUACUCGUAAAUGCUGAAUUUGAUGUUGCGAGAGCAGAAAAAGGUAUCAUUGUUCUUGAUGAGAUUGAUAAACUAGCCAAGCCAGCCGCAAGUAUUGGCACUAAAGAUGUGUCCGGAGAGGGGGUUCAGCAGUCAUUAUUGAAAAUCAUUGAAGGCCAUAAAGUGGAAAUUACCGUUAAAAGGCCUGUUAAGCAUGACAUUGACGGACAGAAAAAUCAAACCACAACAAAGAAAGAUGAAGUAUUUGUUGUGGACACUUCAAAUAUUCUUUUCAUGAUUAUGGGCGCUUUUGUUGGUUUGGAUAAGCAUAUCGUUAAGAGGAUAGAAGACAUGAAAAAGCUACAGAAGACGGGAGACUCUGUUGAAUCAUCAAAUAGCAAAGAACUUGAAAAAGAAAGAAUGAAGAAGUUCAGGUUUAGCAAUACACUUGAGCAGGUCGAAUUAGAUAACGGAAAAAAAGUGUGUGCUUUAGACUUGACCACUCCAACAGAUUUGGUUAGCUUUGGUUUAAUUCCUGAAUUGAUCGGAAGAGUUCCAAUUAUAACUGCUCUACAGCCUCUACAAAAAGAUGAUUUAUUUCAUAUAUUGAAAGAACCUAAAAAUGCUUUGUUGGAUCAAUAUGAAUAUAUUUUCAAACAAUUUGGGGUAAGAUUGUGUGUUACGCAGAAGGCGCUAAAGAAAGUUGCGCAGUUUGCUCUCAAAGAAGGAACAGGCGCCAGAGGUUUGAGAGGAAUAAUGGAAAGGCUGCUGCUGAACGUUAAUUAUGAUUGCCCGGGUUCUGACAUUGCAUAUGUCUUAGUUGAUGAAGCUACUGUCGAUUCGUUACAAGAAACAGAGCAUUCUUUGGCUUCCCAAGUGGAUGUAAAGUACUAUUCUAGUGACGAUAAGGAAAGUUUGAUUCGUGACGUUUUUGAAGAAGAUAAGAAGCUAGGAGCUAUGUUAGACAAAGAGUUGGGCUAUGCGGCUAGCAUUCAUACCCCAACAAGUCCUAGGAGAAGUUUAACCGAAGAAAAAAAAGAUGAAUGA